Nymphalis io (European peacock) is the source of this 426-nucleotide messenger RNA. RefSeq lists its product as uncharacterized. The transcript has a single exon. The record is from RefSeq and is a predicted model, not a curated record. The coding region runs from base 1 to 426 and encodes 141 amino acids. NCBI's taxonomy places the organism in Eukaryota, Metazoa, Arthropoda, Insecta, Lepidoptera, Nymphalidae.
AUGAAAGUAGCUAGACUUAACGAGACGUUUCCACAAGCCGAACAGCGAAGACUUGAACAGGCAGAGCGUCAGGCAGCUCUCAGAGCUGCCGAGACACCAGAGCAGUCCCAAGCUCGGUGUCGACAGCAUGCUGAUUAUUUGACAUCUAAACGGACUAAUGAGACACCAGAACAGUCCCAUGAUCGACGUCAACAGCAUGCCGAGCAUCUAGCAUCUCAACGGGCUGCGGAGACACCCGAACAGUCUCAAGCCCGACGUCAACAUAACGCGGAAUCUAUGGCAUCUCAACGGGCUUCUGAGACACCCGAACAGUCUCAAGCUUGGCGUCUUCAACAGGCGACAUACUUAGCAUCCCAAAGAGCUACAGAAACCGCUGAAGCUGCUGAAGCUCGCAGACGCGCUGUUGCUGAAAGGGCACAACAGUGA